Molecule: messenger RNA, 933 nt
Organism: Tarenaya hassleriana
Lineage: Eukaryota; Viridiplantae; Streptophyta; Magnoliopsida; Brassicales; Cleomaceae
Exons: 4
Coding region: 169-810 (213 amino acids)
Molecular function (GO): zinc ion binding
Source: RefSeq, a predicted model, not a curated record
CUCCCUCACUUCUCUCUCUUCUUCUUCUUCUUCUUCUUCUUCUUCUUCUUCUUCUUUCCCCCCAAGAACCCUAAACCGGUUUCUUCUUCCUCUGGAUUGGCUUGUGCUCGUCGAAGGAGAAAAUCCAUCAUUCGGAUCGAUAAAAGGAAAUCAAUUUCUCAUACCCAGAUGAGUCUGGUGCGAACCCUCGAUGGAAAGAGAAGUGAUAAAUGGAUGGAGACGCUGCUGAGUUCGGAGUUCUUCGGGGAGUGUACGGAUCAUAGGUAUCUUAGGAAGAACGAGAAGAACGUGUUCUGUAUGGACUGCAGUGUCGGAAUCUGCAGACAUUGCGCCGAUUCUCACUGUCUCCAUCGCCGUAUUCAGAUCUGCAGAUACGUUUACCAUGAUGUUCUUCGCCUUCACGACAUUCAACCCUACUUUGAUUGCUCUGAAAUCCAGACAUACAAAAUAAAUGGGGAAAAGGCAAUACAUUUGAAUUCAAGGCCACAAGCAAAAGAUGCAAAGCCCUCAACCAAAUCUAAGAACGGAGCUUCAUGCGAGACUUGUCGAAGAUACAUUCAAGAUAUUCCCAAUCGUUUUUGUUCUAUCUCCUGCAAGACGGCGUCGUUUUCGAUAGGGCAUGGAUAUUAUUCUCCUCACAAGACCGAAUCCUCUAAUCCAGAGGGAAGUAUUGAGGAGAAAAAAUCGUGUACAUCGUCGCUCACGGAUGUCUCUAAUGAAUCAGAAAAUCUAUUUAAUCAUUUUUCGUUUAGAUCGCAUAAGAGAUUACGGGCGAGGAAAGGCAUUCCCCAUCGUUCUCCUUUGUUUUGAGUUUUUUUUUUUGUCCAUCGUUUUGGGAUUUUGUUUUGCCAUUAAAAUUGUAUUUUUUUAAAUGAUGUUAUUAUAUAUUUAAAAGCAAUAAUUAGAAAGAGAACAAUGAUGCGUAUGAAUGAU